This is a messenger RNA of Triticum aestivum (bread wheat), 4624 nucleotides long. RefSeq names its product receptor-like serine/threonine-protein kinase SD1-8. Gene Ontology annotation, cellular component: plasma membrane. Gene Ontology annotation, molecular function: ATP binding; protein serine/threonine kinase activity. Bases 1857 to 4397 code for a protein of 846 amino acids. The record is from RefSeq and is a predicted model, not a curated record. The transcript has 6 exons. NCBI's taxonomy places the organism in Eukaryota, Viridiplantae, Streptophyta, Magnoliopsida, Poales, Poaceae. Gene Ontology annotation, biological process: recognition of pollen; protein phosphorylation.
CUUUUCUCCACCGCUCAGAUCCCACUUUUCUGCUCUCGAUCCUCUUUUCCCCUUCCGCACCUACGUCCAUGUGUUCUACCCCCCGCAAGGCUGCUUGAGAUGCAAGCUGCUGCAAGCAACCAUGGCCGGAUUCAUCUGCUUGGGCGGAGGCCAUGGACGGAUUCGAACUAUCCAUGGACGGAUUCAUCUGCUUGGGAGGAGGGGAUUCUUUUGCGCCAUGGGCGAGCUGCUAGCGGCGUCAACGGGGACAGCGGCGGCGGUGGUGGGCGGCAGCGGACGGUGAUUGUGGUAUGUUCAUCGAUAUUUUUGUUUUUUUGCUGGAACCAAUUUUGAUUUUUGCUGGAACCAUCUUUCGAUUUUGCUGCAACAGGGAAGGAUAGUUUUGGGCAGCGAGGGUGAUGGCCGCCAGGAUUUUUUGCUGCAUAGAAGUUUUGCUGGAACCAGCAUUUGACUUUGCUACAACCAACUAGGAUGGCGCUGGGACGGCGGUGGCCGGCGUGAUUUUUUUGCUGCAUUGAUAUUUCAAUUUUGCUGGAAACAUUUUCAAUUUUGCUGGAACCGUAUCAAAAAUUUGUUAAAACCAUGUUUAGUUUUUGCUGGAUCAUAACAUUGUUUACUAGAAACAAUUUUUAGCAUUUGCUGGAACCAUAUUGCUUUUCUGCUGGAACCAUAUCAUUUUUUGCUGGAACCAUAUUUUUUUUGUUUCAAACCGGCGACAUCCUGCUCUCCGUGUUUUUUUUGCUGGAACCACCUCUCUGUUUUGCUGGAAUCGGUGUCGAAGGGUGCUGGGACCGGCGAACUCAUGGUGGUGGAUCGCGAUGUCGCACGCCUGUCAACUACUACGACCGGCGACAACUAUUUUUUGCGACCUGUGUUGUGUUUGUUUGCUGGAACCAGCGGAUCCAGUUGCUGGAGUCGGUGAAGCAUUUUGCUGCAACGACGAAAUCAAUGGUGCCGGACUGCGGCGGCGUUUUUGCUGGAACGAAGCCGUCGACGACGAGGCGGAGAGCAAGACUCCGGCAGAUGCGAGGGUGGGGGCAGGGAUGGAGGGAUUUUGGUGAUCUGGGCCGCGUCCUUUUUUUUCUUUUUUCUCUCGUGUGUGUUUGGAUGCGAGAUGUGGGGGACAAAACGUUCAUGAUCUGAUGGCUGGCAGUUAGCGCAGCGGACGCACAGGAUGCGACCGGCCGAAACUUUCGGCCGGCGCGCCGGCGCCUAUAAGCGCCAAAAAAAAAGUUAUUGAAAUCCGUGCAUAAUUACCAACGUUUUAGCCGAAAGAAGGCUGCUACUUACUGUACAUGCACGGUGGUGGCAUGCUCCUUUAACCCAGGCGCAUCACAGGCCGUAUGUUAAUCCAAGUGCAUUGAACGGACAACAGUGAUUGAAAGAAAACUGUUUUUUAAGGCAACUUGCACAUAGGGUGUCCCAUUCAGAUUGCUAGUUUCUGUUCAAAACAAGCAGCCAAAACCCCGCUGCUAGCACUGCAAGUGCACCGCAAUAUUAGGAUCUGAUACCGUGAUAUCGAAGUUUGACCACACAUCCAAGUAUAUACUACAUAUUUUUUUCUUCUCUGAACUCUGACGAUCAUUGACAUGUCCCGUCCAAGUGCAUCGUGAUAUCGUAGUUUGAACACCCAUGUGGCGGUUGUCCGCCAACACGCUGUUCCGGAUGACCUGCCCACGUUUUCUGCUAAUAAGCAAGGAGUGAAGCAACAUUACUUCUUUCAGCACUCAAGCAGCCACUCAAUCAGAGUAUCAGUUUUCGUUCACACAUAGUAUAACAUAUUCCACAGGCCGCCGGCCACCGGCAGCUCGUAUUUGAGCGGCCGAUUCCAAAGCAAAGAGAUCAUAGGAGAGGUGAUGAGGAGGCGCUCGGUCGCUCUACUCCUCCUUGUCGCGGCCACCUACCUCCCUGUAUCGAUCGCCACCGACACCAUCGACCUGACCGCGUCCAUCGCCGGCAACCAGACGCUGCUGUCCGCCCGUGGAGCAUUCAGGUUAGGCUUCUUCAGCCCGCCCGGCAGCCCCGCCGGCAGGACCUACAUCGGCAUUUGGUACGCACGCAUCCCAGUACAGACCGUCGUGUGGGUCGCCAACCGCCAGAACCCGGUCGUCCAAUCCCCGGGCGUCCUCAAGCUCUCCCCCGACGGCCGCCUUGUCAUCGUCGACGGCCAGAACACUACCGUUUGGUCCUCCUCGGCGCCCACCGGAGACGUGACCACCAAGGCCACGGCUCAGCUUCUCGACAGCGGCAACUUGGUCGUGAGCUCCGAUGGAAGUGGAUCGAGCCAGAGCGUGGCAUGGCAGAGCUUCGACUACCCGACGGAUACGCAGCUCCCGGGCAUGAAGGUCGGGGUGGAUCACAGGAGUGGCUUCGCCUGGAACAUGACGUCGUGGAGCAGCCCCGCCGACCCCUCCCCGGGGCAGUACACGGUCAAGCUGAUCACCGGCGGACUGCCUGAGUUCUUCCUCUUCCGCGGCCCGGCGAAGAUCUUCACGACCGGGCCAUGGAACGGCGUGGUGCUCACCGGCGUGCCGGAGCUCAAGACCGAGGCGUACACAUUCGUGCUCGUGUCAAACCCCAACGAGACGUACAGCACCUACUACAUCAGCUCCCCGUCUCUGCUGACGCGGCUCGUCGUGGAAGGCUCGACGGGGCUGCUGCAGCGGUACGUGUGGGCCGACGGCGCGUGGAACAACUUCUGGUACCACCCGACCGACCCGUGCGACAGCUACGCCAGGUGCGGCCCUUUCGGUUUCGCCUACUGCGACACCGCGCAUUCGCCGGAGUGUAGCUGCUUGCCGGGGUUCCAGCCGCGGUCACGGAAGUGGAGCUUCAGGGACGGCUCCGGCGGCUGCAUCAGGAAGACCAAGUUGAGCUGCGGGGACGGCGACGGCUUCUGGCCAGUGAACAAUAUGAAGCUGCCGGAGGCGACUAACGCGACGGUGCACGCCGACAUGACGCUGGACGAGUGCAGACAGUUGUGCCUGGCCAACUGCAGCUGCAGAGCCUACUCCGCCGCGAACAUCAGCGGGGGCGUCAACCGCGGGUGCGUCAUUUGGGCCACCGAUCUGCUUAACAUGCGGCAGUAUCCGGCGGUCGUGCAGGACCUGUACAUCCGGCUCGCGCAGUCAGAUGUGGAUGCCUUGAACGUCUCAGCUGCAGGUAAGCGCCGACGCACCUUGGUGAUCGCCGUCGCCGCGGCUAUUUCCGGCGCGCUUCUUCUGGCAGCCGCUGGCUGCUUAUGUUUCUGGAGAUGCAAGGCGAGGAGGAAGCGUCAGCUUCAGGCGCCAGGCAGUGGAGACAAUGUGCUUCCAUUCAGGACCAGAAAACACCCUGAUUUGAGCCCAGCAAGGGAGGACGAUGAGAACAAGAUGAGCUGUGGCGAAGACGAUCUCGACCUUCCGUUGUUCGAUCUCGCCGUGAUCCUCGCCGCCACGGACAACUUCGCGGCGGAGAGCAAGCUUGGAGAAGGAGGAUUUGGCCCUGUCUAUUUGGGAAGGCUUGAGGAUGGGCAAGAAGUAGCUGUGAAGAGGUUGUCCAAGAAAUCAUCACAAGGUGUGGAGGAAUUCAAGAACGAGGUGAGGCUAAUCGCCAAGCUCCAGCACAGGAACCUGGUGAGGCUGCUCGGCUGCUGCAUCGACGACGAUGAGAGGCUGCUCGUGUACGAGUUCAUGCACAACAACAGCCUGGAUACCUUCAUAUUUGAUGAUGCAAAGCGUAAGUUGCUAGGAUGGAGCAAGCGCUUUGAGAUCAUUCUGGGGAUCGCGCGGGGUCUGCUCUAUCUCCACGAGGAUUCGAGGGUCAGGAUCAUCCACAGGGAUAUGAAAGCGAGCAACGUGCUGCUGGACAGGAACAUGGUCCCCAAGAUAUCGGACUUCGGCAUCGCGAGAAUGUUCGGAGGCGACCAGACAACGGCGUACACCCUGAAGGUCAUCGGGACAUACGGUUACAUGUCUCCGGAGUACGCCAUGGACGGCGUGUUCUCCGUCAAAUCCGACAUCUACAGCUUCGGCGUCAUGGUGCUGGAGAUCGUCACCGGCAAGAAAAUCCGAGGCUUCUACGACGCCGAGCUCGAUCUAAACCUCUGCGGCUAUGCGUGGAUGUUGUGGAAGGAAGGCAGGAGCACGGAGCUCCUGGACGAUGCGAUGGGCAGCAGCUGCGAUCACAGCCAGGUGCGGAGGUGCAUACAGGUUGCUCUCAUGUGCGUCGACGUGCAGCCUAGGAACAGGCCGAUGAUGUCCUCGGUUGUCAUGAUGCUGGCCGGCGAGAACGCCACGUUGCCGGAGCCAAAUGAGCCCGGCGUAAACCUGGGGAGGAACAGGACAGAUACAGGGUUUUCUGAAACUCAAAGUGAGUUCACUGUGACUACGACAGAUACAGCUCACAGCAAAAGUUAGUGGAAAUCUAUGAUACUCACUAUGGUAGUUUAGCUUGGGAUGGAAUACUAUACACAGGUUUCAGCAAAAGUUUUCUUUUUGUCACACCAUUACUUCGAUCCCUGGUGAAGUUUAACUAUGACACGCCUAGAGGAAAGAAAAGUAGUGUGUUCUAAUUUAUACAUUUUUUCGAGAGUACGCAAUUGUGUACCAAAUUUUUACAGAAGGAAUAAAUAGAUUUGCAAGAA